This is a messenger RNA of Oenanthe melanoleuca, 2052 nucleotides long. RefSeq names its product oligodendrocyte transcription factor 2. The record is from RefSeq and is a predicted model, not a curated record. Bases 80 to 958 code for a protein of 292 amino acids. The transcript is spliced from 2 exons. Gene Ontology annotation, molecular function: protein dimerization activity; DNA-binding transcription factor activity. Lineage: Eukaryota; Metazoa; Chordata; Aves; Passeriformes; Muscicapidae. Gene Ontology annotation, biological process: oligodendrocyte differentiation; myelination; neuron differentiation.
GCUGCUGCCGUGCUCGCCCGUCCCGGCGCGCCGCUCGCCACGGCCGCCCCGCGCACGGCUGCCCGGAGCCCGCCGGGCCAUGGACUCGGACGCCAGCCUGGUUUCCAGCCGCCCGUCCUCCCCGGAGCCCGAUGACCUCUUCCUCACGGCCAGGAAUAAGGGCAGCGGCGGGGGCUUCACGGGGGGCACCGUGUCCAGCUCCACGCAGAGCGACUCGCCGCCGGAGCUGAGCGCCGAGCUGCGCAGCGCCAUGAGCGCCGCGGGGGUGGUGGUGGUGGACAAGCUGGGCUUCAAAUCCUCCUCGUCCUCCUCCUCCUCGUCCUCCUCCUCCUCCUCCAAGAAGGACAAGAAGCAGAUGACGGAGCCGGAGCUGCAGCAGCUGCGGCUGAAGAUCAACAGCCGGGAGCGCAAGAGGAUGCACGACCUGAACAUCGCCAUGGACGGGCUGCGGGAGGUGAUGCCCUACGCGCACGGCCCGUCCGUGCGCAAGCUCUCCAAGAUCGCCACGCUCCUCCUGGCGCGCAACUACAUCCUGAUGCUCACCAACUCCCUGGAGGAGAUGAAGCGCCUGGUCAGCGAGAUCUACGGCGGCCACCACGCCGGUUUCCACCCCGCCGCCUGCCCCGCCGGCAUGGGCGCGCACUCGGCGCCGCUGCCCGGCCACCCGGGCCACCCGGCCUCGCACCCCGUGCACCACCCCAUCCUGCCCCCCGCCGCCGUCUCCAGCGCCUCCCUGCCCGGCUCCGGCCUCUCCGCCGUCAGCUCCAUCCGGCCCCCGCACGGGCUCCUCAAAUCGCCCUCGGCCGCCGCCGCCGCCGCCCCGCUGGGCAGCGGCUUCCAGCACUGGGGGGGGAUGCCGUGCCCCUGCAGCAUGUGCCAGGUGUCGGCCCCCCCGCACCACCACGUCUCGGGCAUGGGCAGCGCCAGCCUGCCCCGAUUAGCCACCGACACCAAAUGAGCCCCGGGCGGGGCGGCCCCGGCGCCAUCGGGACCUACAAACGCUCCCCGGGGCUGCCGCGGGGGACGGAGCCCCCCAGACCCCCGCACAGCAGAGCCCGGCGCAUCUCCUGAAUUUUGAGUUUUCCGACGCUGCCGGGACUCGGGAGGAGGGGAGGGCCGGGGGUCGCCGCUACCGGAGGACCCAAAACUGCGGAGGGGCUUUGGCUCCGUUAUUCCUCCUUCCCCCCCGGUGCCCGUCUCGUUCCGACACGCGGAGAUUUUGGAGCCGCUCCUGGGUCUGAUCCCCGGGAAAGCAGCGGGGAAUGGGGGAGAACAGCCGGGAAUGGGGGAGAACAGCCGGGAAUGGGGAGAACAGCCGGGAAUGGGGGAGAACAGCCGGGAAUGGGGGGUUGUUCCCGCUCCCCCCGCGGGAUUUCCCCGUUUUCUCUCCGCUCGGGGUUUGUAAAUAGACCGAUAAAAGGCGGGUCCGCUCUGCCUGAGCCUCCCGUCCGUGCACUUCUUCUGUGUCCGUGAAAAAAGGGGUCGGUUUUUCCUUGAUUUGGGUUCUUGGGAUUCGUUGGGUUGUUUUACUUCUAAGCGUUAUAACACGUUUGGUUUCGUUUUUUUGGUUUUUUUUUUUUUUAUUUUUAAUUUUUUUUUCCGUUCCUGCCGCCUUUAACAAAGUUUGAAUUCUUUAAUGCUCUUUCUUGUGUAGGAACUUUCACCCUGUCCGUGUUGCAAUACUGAGAACUUGGGCUUGUUUCUGAAAUAACAACUUUUCUUAUCGCUGCCCCUUGCAGAGAUUUUAUCAUCUGUUUUAUUUUUGUAAAAAAUGGGAAAAAAAAAAAAAAACCGAACAAAAAAACAAAAAAGGGAAAAAAAGUUAAAAAAAAAAAUUGCUAAAUAAUAUUUAUUACUUGUUUGGUUGCAAAAAAAAAAAAAAAAAAAAAAAAAAAAAAAAAAAAAAGUGAUCCAUUGUUGAGAUUUUAAAUAAAUAAAAUUUAAAAAAAAUUUAAAAAGGAAAAACCAUUUUAAAUAAAUGUCCUUUUCCUCUUCCUCGCUGUCCCGGGGAGGCGGAGACAGAUGGGGAAGGGAUGGGAAUAUUUUAGGCGC